Molecule: messenger RNA, 834 nt
Organism: Rotaria sp. Silwood2
Lineage: Eukaryota; Metazoa; Rotifera; Eurotatoria; Philodinida; Philodinidae
Source: the annotation of a GenBank genome assembly
AUGGAUAGUUCAUCAUCAAAUGUUACUAUUGACGAUUUAGUUAUUGAUAAUGCUAUAUUAUAUGAAACAAUUCGUAAAUCAUUUAAACGUGAUCCAUUUGAUCAUUAUGUUAAUGGUGUAUGUGGUUUAUUUAUUUGUCUUCUUGGUACUAUUAGUAAUGCAAUGAGUUUUUCUAUUCUUAUUCGAAGGACAAUGCGUCUUUCAACUUAUGUUUAUUUAGCUGGACUUUGUUUAAGUGACUUUACUGCUUGUCUUUUUCUUAUACCCGGUUAUAUAUUAGAUGCAUAUCCUGUUGAAGUACCAGAUUUUGAAUUACCACGAACAUAUACUUAUACAAAAUUAAUAACAAUUACUGGUGCAAUUAGUACAACAUCUCGUGCUCUUAGUAUUUGGCUUUGUGUAGCAUUCACAAUUGAUCGAUGGAUAAUGAUAUGUCGUCCAUUUGUUGGGCCACUUUAUUGUACAAUAAAAAAUGCACGACGUGUUACUUUGAUGAUAUAUAUCGUUGGUAUUUUUUAUGCUAUUCCACUUACGUUUGAAUAUGAAGUACACGCAGAUAGAUCUUUAUCAGAAGUACUUGUUAUUAAUCUUAAUAAAAAUAUCUUUCGAUAUAGACUCAGCGAAUUAGGAAGCAAUUCAAUAUUUCGGUGGACUUAUGCUUUAAUUAAUGCACUUGGUGUUUAUACUAUUCCAUUAAUAGUUAUUGCAAUACUUAAUCGUAAAUUACUCAUAUCAAUUCGUUUACUUGAAAAACGUUCUGCUGAAUAUAAUGCUCCAUUGCCUACAAAACAAGGUAAAUUAAAAAGAAUUAAUUCAAAACAAACAAUUGAUUAA